UCCCCGGACAAGGAGGCCGCAUAAUUGUGUCCACCGCCGGCUCCCGGGACACCACACACACAAACAAAGCCUAGUAGGUCGAGUACUUGCGCUGUCCCUCGAUCGCCUGCUUACUACUUUGCAUGAGAAGGCGGAGGAUGGGGGCACUGCACGUCGGCGAGCCGCGGAUCAGCUUCCAGCCGCAGGUCGUCGGCAAGAACGGCGCGGGCCACGGCGCCGUCGUCGAGGAGAUCCACGGGUUGAUCCGCGUGCACAAGGACGGACACGUGGAGCGGCUGCCGGCGAUCCCCGACGUGCCCUGCACGUGGGGCUCGACGGCCGCGGGCAGCGGCGUCCUGGCGCGCGACGUGGUGGUGGACCGCGCCACGGGCGUGUGGGCGCGGCUGUACGCGCCGGCGAGCGCGCCAUCGAAGGUCCCCGUGGUGGUGUACUUCCACGGCGGCGGCUUCUGCGUCGGGUCCGCGGCCUGGAGCUGCUACCACGAGUUCCUGGCCCAGCUCCCCGCCAAGGCGGGCUGCGCCGUGAUGUCCGUCGACUACCGCCUCGCCCCCGAGCACCGGCUCCCGGCGGCGUUCGACGACGGGAUGGCGGCCGUGCGGUGGCUGCGGCAGCAGGCGGGGCACGGCGGCAGGAGCAGCGGCGCGUCCGACGAGGUGGCGUGGUGGCGCGGGCGGUGCAGGUUCGACCGGGUGUUCCUGAUGGGCGACAGCGCGGGCGCCAGCAUCGCGUUCCACGUGGCCGCGCGGCUCGGGCAGGGCCAGCUCGGCGGUCUCGCCCCGCUGGCCGUCAAGGGGGCCAUCCUGAUCCAGCCCUUCUUCGGCGGGGAAGCCCGCACGGCGUCGGAGAAGACGACGCCGCAGCCGCCAAGGUCGGCGCUGAGCCUGGCGACGUCCGACAGCUACUGGCGCAUGGCGCUCCCGUCCGGCUCCACCCGCGACCACCCGUGGUGCAACCCGCUCUCCCGCGGCGCGCCGAGGCUGGAGACCCUGCCGCUGCCGCCGGUGCUGGUGUGCGUCGCCGAAGCCGACAUCCUUCGCGACCGGAACCUGGAGCUGUGCCGGGCGCUGCGCAAGGCCGGGAGGAGCGUGGAGCAGGCGACGUACGGCGGCGUGGGGCACGCCUUCCAGGUGCUCCACAACUACCACCUCUCCCAGCCGCGGACGCAGGAGAUGCUGGCGCACAUCAGGGCCUUCGUCGCCGCCAGGUCCAGCAGCUAACAAUCUAACAUCAACCUCCAUUGUUCAUCGAUCCAGUCUAAUCCGAAGCCGAUUUCAUCAGAGUCGUAGUGGUAGAUGCCGUGUAAGCAGCAGUAGCUUGCAGUGCUCGCCCAGCUCAGGAAGAAGACGAGAAAAGGGCCCAAUGCCGAACUUGGAUCGCUGUAGCUAGUGCUGUCGGAAAGCAAAAGCGUGUGUAGCAAUCGAGCGGAUAAAUAAUACUCCGUGUAUAUCAUUGCUGUUCAUUAUAUAUAUAUAAAUAAUAUACUUGCUUGCAAA
Molecule: messenger RNA, 1493 nt
Organism: Lolium perenne
Lineage: Eukaryota; Viridiplantae; Streptophyta; Magnoliopsida; Poales; Poaceae
Product: probable carboxylesterase 17
Molecular function (GO): hydrolase activity
Source: RefSeq, a predicted model, not a curated record